This is a messenger RNA of Exophiala spinifera, 2835 nucleotides long. RefSeq lists its product as uncharacterized. Gene Ontology annotation, cellular component: mating projection tip; cytoplasm; division septum. NCBI's taxonomy places the organism in Eukaryota, Fungi, Ascomycota, Eurotiomycetes, Chaetothyriales, Herpotrichiellaceae. Gene Ontology annotation, molecular function: guanyl-nucleotide exchange factor activity; protein binding. The record is from RefSeq and is a predicted model, not a curated record. The coding region runs from base 1 to 2835 and encodes 944 amino acids. The transcript is spliced from 2 exons. Gene Ontology annotation, biological process: septin ring organization; establishment of cell polarity; intracellular signal transduction.
AUGCUGGCGUCUCCACCGGCAAUGAAUGGCGAUCAUGGACCUAUGUUGGAUAGGAACAACAUCAUCAAUGUAAGAGAUGGGGAAUCACUCUACCAAAUAUGUAUCAAACUACGCCGCCGCUUGUCGGGCGUGCCGGGCUUUCGCCCGUACCUGGAAGAGAUGGAAAAGCGCGAGGAGGAGGGCUCUGACCCGGUGUCCUCGCUGUGGCAAUGCUUUCGGAGCGGCCUACCGUUACUGACCAUAUACAAUGCUUCCAACCCGGAAGAAGGUGACCUCCGGGUAGACACAAAACGACCGGAAAGAGUGGGGAAGGAAGCGGCCUUCCUCUUCAUCAAGGCCUGCAUGCAGCAGAUGGAGAUCCCUGCCGCCGACACUUUUACUGUAACAGACCUCUACAGCGACAACACCACCGGGUUUGUGAAGGUAACCAAGCUGAUCAAUAGGGUGCUGGACAUCUUGAAGCUGAGUGGGAAGUUACAUCCGUCGACAGAUAGCGAAGGUUCUCGCGAUGGCGCCGACAGUGGCUUGAACGUGGUUGAUCAGGCGCCCAAGACUUUGACGAGGAGGCAGCACAUCCUCAAAGAAUUGGUAGAGACCGAGCGGCAAUAUGUGCACCAUUUGCAGAACCUGCAAUCCUUGAAGAAGGAAAUGGAAGAGGUGGGCGCCUUGACUGGUGACGCUAUUCAUAAUAUUUUUCUCAAUCUCAACAACCUUCUGGAUUUCGCACAGCGGUUCUUGAUCAGAAUAGAGCAACAGAACGAGACUCCUGACGAGCAACAGAACUGGGGUCGACUCUUCGUCCACUACAAAGAUCCUUUCAGGCAGUAUGAGCCGUUCAUUGCAAACCAGAGAAGAUGUGAAACCACAUGCCAGAAGGAGUGGGACAGAAUGGUUGAAAGAGCUACGUCCCCCUUGGCGCAGCAGAUGUUGGCAAAUCCGACCAUCUUGAAUGGUUUCCUCCUGAAGCCAUUCCAGCGGCUGACCAAGUACCCGUUGCUGUUGAAGGACCUACAAAAUCAAACGCCUGACCCCGUCCUCAAGUCCGACCUCUCAGACGCUAUAGCAAUCAUUCAGGAUGUAUUGAUGCAGGCAGACGCUUCAAUCGACAAAGAGACUAGAGACGAUGCUCUUCAAGAUUUAACGGAGCGCAUCGACGACUGGAAGCAAAUGAACGUCGCCACCUUCGGCGAGCUCCUUCUUCUCGGCACAUUUAAUGUCAUGAAAGAUAGCGGCAUCCGAUCAGAUGAGAAGGAAUACCAUAUCUACCUUUUCAGCCGCAUUCUCAUCAUGUGCAAAGAUGUCAAUGCUAACAAACCCAAGAACAGGUUGGCAAACAGCAAACCCUCGUUAAGUCGGAAUGGAAAACCCAAGAUGAAUCUGAAGGGACGUAUUUACUUCACGAACGUUACCAGUGUGACGUCGCAGUCCACCCCUGGAAACUACGCGCUACAGAUCUCGUGGAAGGGCGAGGCCGCCGCCACGGAAACGUUUAUCAUCAAGUUUAAGAACGAUGAAACGCUCCAGAAGUGGCAUACCAUGAUCGAGACACAACGUUCGUCGUGCAUGUUGGAAUCAAGAAACACAGGCACCACUUCUGAUACUCAGCUUCUAUCGCUACAGGGGAUGAGCAUGGAGAAUCCAUACCUGAACCAAGAGGAUGACGAUGAUUACAGCAGACUCUCCGGAACCACGUAUGGAGGCACCGAUGCAACAGGAUAUUCCGAGUUCACCAUGAGCAGAAAUGCCUCGAGCACGAGUUUGCGGUCCCGCUCCGCCACAGGAGGCAGUGGGGGAAGUAAUCCUCACCUGUCGGCCGGCCGUAUGCGUAUGCCAACAGGAGAAAUGGUGGGGCUGUCGUUGAACACGCGUGGUCUGCCAGUGCAGUCUCCCCAGGAUUCUUACGGGACCUCAUAUUUCUCUCCCAUUGAACGAGAUUCGACACCACAGUCGACAGUAUCGGCCCGCUCAAGUUCGCAGUCCGCCUUUGCCGGCUAUCACCGAGGGGCGACCCCGGUCAGUGGUGGCGGUGGGCGACCCGAAGAAUCAUAUCGGAAUACUGCUCCAGCUAUGCCUCGAAACCCCAACGGUCAGCCAAGUGGCAAUCCUUAUUUGGUGAAUGGCCGACGAGGCCCUCCCCCAGGCCCUGGCCAGCCGCGCAUGCGGUCUGCAAGCAGCCCUGACGUGCAUCCCCUGGUGCAGCAGAGCCGCAAGUAUGUGUCUGGCGAGCACGCUCCGAGCGUUCCCCCGAUUCCAGCACAUGUUGCCAAGCAGAUGGCACCUCCUGCUAGGAGCCAGAACAAUUCUCCGAGCAACGGCCCACCGUCCCGGCAAGGCACCCCCCAACAGUAUGGCCUGCCCCAAGGACCACGCCCGGGAAUGCCGAAUCAAAAUUUCAGCUACGACAGCAGCUACGCGGCCGACCCCAGACGACCGUCUCAUGCACCGUCAUUAUCACAAGGACGAACGUUUUCUCCUCCAGUGUCAUCACCUUCUAGCGACGGAGACGGGUAUAUACCAAGUCAGCUGAAAGCCAAAGUAUGCUUUGACGAGAACUACGUGUCUAUGAUUAUUGCCACCAACAUCCAAUUCCGGUCGUUGGCUGAUCGGAUUGAUGCUAAACUGGCCAGAUUUACCAAUCAUUCGAUUGCGUCAGGGUCGGUACGACUACACUAUCGCGAUGAGGACGAUGACCUUAUCUUGAUUGACAGCGACGAAGCUGUACAUGAAGCGUUAUUAGAUUGGCGUGAGACACAUGCCUCAAAUGCAGCAAAUGGACAGAAUGCAGAGUUGUUGCUGUAUGCGCAUGCCGUCAAUCGCGAGGCCGGUGCAGGUUGA